Messenger RNA from Panicum virgatum (switchgrass), 1777 nucleotides. RefSeq lists its product as uncharacterized. Gene Ontology annotation, biological process: endomembrane system organization. NCBI's taxonomy places the organism in Eukaryota, Viridiplantae, Streptophyta, Magnoliopsida, Poales, Poaceae. The transcript has a single exon. The record is from RefSeq and is a predicted model, not a curated record. The coding region runs from base 172 to 1521 and encodes 449 amino acids.
GUGCAGAUGGACGUAGCUGCUUGAACACACAUCGAGCGAUCAUGAGCAGUACUGUUCAGGGCGAGGCCAACAAGCAGCAGGCCACGCCCCCAUCGUCGCCCAAGGGCGGCAAUCCUGAUGGUGUUGAUCCCAGCAGACCCGGGGAGAAGAAGGUGAAGCAGCACUUGGACUAUGACGUACGGCAAGGGCAACAAGGGCAGCAAUCCUGAUGGCGGCAAUAUUCCUCCAGGGGAGAAGAUGAAGCAGCUCUUCGACAAGUCACUGGGGACGGUGGCGAGCCUGUCGAAGCUCCUGCCGACCGGCACCACGCUGGCCUUCCAGACGAUGGCGCCGGCCUUCACCAAGGGCGGCGAGUGCGAGGACCACGACGUCAACUUUGCCUUCACCUGGGGGCUCAUCAGUUUCCUCACCGUGCUCUGCGCGGCGCUCAGCUUCACCGACAGCAUCACCGACAAGAAUGGCGUCACCUACUACGGCGUGGCCACCCCCACGGGCUUCAAGCUCUUCAACCGGAAACUGAGGGGUCUGGAGCUGGCCGCCGGCGGCAACAACAUCCGCCAGCUGAGGAGGAUGAGGAUGAACUGGAUGGACUUCCUGCACGCCGGCGUCAGCGCCGCCGUGUUCGUGGCCAUUGCCUUCUGCGACGCCGGCGUGCAGAGGUGCCUAGUCAAGCAGGGAUCGCAAGCCUGGAAGGAUUUCCUCAACCACCUGCCGCUAGCAGUGGGGUUCCUCGCCAGCUUCGUGCUCAUCAUAUACCCCUCCAAGAGGAAAGGCAUCGGCGACGACGGCGUCCCGGAGGCGGACGACGACACGAGCCACCAGAAGCGCUGGCGCUUCGACAAGUCAAUGGUGACCGUGGCGGGGCUGUCCAAGCUCCUGCCCGCCGGCACCACGCUGGCCUUCCAGACCAUGGCGCCGUCCUUCACCAGGGGCGGCGAGUGCCAGCGCCACGGCGUCAACUUCGCCUUCACCUGGGGCCUCAUCGUCUUCCUCACCGUGCUCUGCGCGGCGCUCAGCUUCACCGACAGCAUCACCGACAGGGACGGCGUCACCUACUACGGGAUCGCCACCCCCUUGGGCUUCAGGCUCUUCGACCAUCACCCUACCAUGGAAGGGGAAGACGAGUGGGAGGAAUUGAAGAGGAGGAGGAGGAUCAAGCGGCGGGACUGCCUGCACGCCCUCCUCAGCGCUGCCGUGUUCGUGGCCAUCGCCUUCUGCGACGCCGGCGUGCAGGCGUGCCUGAUCCCCAAGGAGUCGAGGCAGUGGAGGGAGUUCCUAGCCCUCCUGCCGCUGGCGGUUGGGUUCGUCGCCAGCUUCGUCUUCAUCGUCUUCCCGUCCACCAGGAAAGGCAUCGGCCACGAAGGCGCUUCGACCCCGGAUCAGAUCGAAGUGAAGAAAGAUGAGGGCACCACCGCCACCACCACCACCACCUCCACCACCACCACCACCACCACCACCACCAAGACAUGGAAGAAGAACUCUGUCAACACCCAAGUUGCUCCAUCGUCGUCGGCCGUCUGACGCCGUGCACCGUACUACUCGUCGAUCUCAUUCUCAUCAGAUCUAGUAAGCCGCUGAUGGUAUAUGAUGCAUGGUAUGUGUGUUGUUUCGUGAUGAAUGCAUGAGUAGGUGUUGUUUGUCGUCUUCUUUAAAUAAAGCCUGCCGGAAUGGAAUCAAGGCGGCAUGUUUGUCUUUGUUUGUUAAAUUCCCCCCUAAAAGCUUCAUCCUCGAUUUCAUUUCAGUGUGGUGUGCUUGUACUUUUCAGUUUUUUUUCAGU